Dendrobium catenatum is the source of this 639-nucleotide messenger RNA. Its product is annotated as disease resistance protein RPM1-like. Gene Ontology annotation, molecular function: ADP binding. NCBI's taxonomy places the organism in Eukaryota, Viridiplantae, Streptophyta, Magnoliopsida, Asparagales, Orchidaceae. The annotation marks the transcript as partial. The record is from RefSeq and is a predicted model, not a curated record. The transcript has a single exon.
AGUCGACUUCACUCUCUUUGCACGAUACGAGUUCGCCAUGAGAUCGCAGUUGAGAUUCAUGACCUCAAAUACAGGAUUUGUCACAUAAGUGAUUGUCGAUCGCGUUAUGGCAUUGCUGCAACGACAUUAGGUUCAUUCAACUAUCCUAGUGCAGCUGCCCCUUGCUUCAUCGACGAUCGACUCGACGCUUUGUUCACCCAGGAGGAUCAAUUGGUAGGCAUUGAUGAGCCUAGAGAAAAGCUUACAAAUUUACUAAUUGGGGAUGAUAUGCAACGUAUGGUCAUCACGGUGUUAGGCAUGGGCGGACUUGGUAAAACCACUCUCACCAGAAAGGUAUAUGAUGACCCACAAAUGGGAGGUGAGUGCUUUAAUUGUCGAGCCUGGAUCACAGUCUCACAGAUAGUCAAUCUUAAUGUACUCCUCAGGGACAUCAUCAGGCAAGUAUUACCUCGUGACUAUAAAGUAGAUCUCGAGAAGAUGCAAAAGAAGGAUCUCGUUGAAGAACUAAAAAAAAUAUUACAAAACAAGCGUUAUAUUAUAGUGUUGGAUGACAUAUGGAACAUUGAUGCUUGGGAGAGCAUAAAACAUGCUCUACCUGAAAAUGAAAAGAGAAGUAGAGUUGUAGUCACAACACGGAUA